AUGCCUGCCCCGUCCUACAGGAAGGCCACAUCUGGCUUUCUUUUUAUGCACGACAGGGAAGGGAAGAACGAUGCAAAUCGAGAGAGCUGUUUGGCUGACCAGAUGCAAAAUAACACACACAGCUUCUUCAAGACCCUCAUCGACACCACCGUCACGGUGGAGCUCAAGAACGACAUACAGAUCAAGGGCACCCUCAAGUCGGUCGACCAGUACCUCAACAUCAAGCUCGACGACAUCCAGGUCGUCGAGGAGAUCAAGUACCCGCACCUGAGCGCCGUCAAGAACGUCUUCAUCCGCGGCAGCGUCGUGCGCUACGUGCACCUGCCCGCCUCGGCCGUCGACGUGCCCCUGCUGGAGGACGCCACGAGGAGAGAAGCCGCCAACGCGGCGUCCAAGAAGCAAUGA
Thyridium curvatum is the source of this 405-nucleotide messenger RNA. RefSeq lists its product as uncharacterized. Bases 1 to 405 code for a protein of 134 amino acids. Gene Ontology annotation, molecular function: RNA binding. The record is from RefSeq and is a predicted model, not a curated record. Gene Ontology annotation, cellular component: Lsm1-7-Pat1 complex; P-body; precatalytic spliceosome. Gene Ontology annotation, biological process: mRNA splicing, via spliceosome. Lineage: Eukaryota; Fungi; Ascomycota; Sordariomycetes; Thyridiales; Thyridiaceae. The transcript is spliced from 3 exons.